Molecule: messenger RNA, 1294 nt
Organism: Pecten maximus
Lineage: Eukaryota; Metazoa; Mollusca; Bivalvia; Pectinida; Pectinidae
Product: proline-rich protein 2-like
Exons: 2
Coding region: 94-915 (273 amino acids)
Source: RefSeq, a predicted model, not a curated record
CAUUUUCUCCUCACACUUUGGAGCUUUCGGAUGUACUGAAAGGCCAAUUGUAGCGGAGUAGAUUUUUUUCGAUUGGAAGACAGAGAGGGCCACAUGAUGCUUGGAAAGUCUGUCCUUGUUCUGGGAUUACUGGUGGGAGUGUGCACAGCACAGUUUAGGUUCAGAGGUGCACCGAAACCGCCACCACCUGGGGCACCACCUGCCAGAGGACCGCCACCACCCGGGGCACCAGCCGCAAGAGGACCACCACCACCAGCUGCACCACCUGCAGGUGGACCGCACCACCACCUGCUGCACCACCUGCAGGAGGACCACCACCACCAGCUGCGCCACCUGCCGGGGGACCACCUCCACCAGCUGCACCACCUGCUGGAGGACCACCACCACCCGCUGCGCCACCUGCUGCAGGACCACCACCACCAGCUGCGCCACCUGCCGGAGGACCACCACCACCAGCUGCGCCUACCUGCAAGAGGACCACCACCACCCGCUGCACCACCUGCCGGAGGACCACCACCACCAGCUGCGCCACCUGCCGGAGGACCACCUCCACCAGCUGCACCACCUGCCAGAGGACCACCACCAGCUCCAGUACCGGCUGCCUUGGCACCAUAUACUAUCCCUGCUGCCCCUGCUCCAGUUGCUCCAGUUGCUCCUGCUGCUCCUGCCCCUGCUGCUCCAGCUCCAGCUCCAGCAGCCCCAGCAUUUGUUGACCCUUUUGCACAAUAUUGGUAUAACCCUGCUCCCUUCUACCAACCAUUCUAUCAGCCUCCUCCUCCUCCUCCUGCAGAUCCAGCACCAAUGGGAUAUUACUCAUCAUGUUCAUGUGAUUAUGUCGAUGACUGCCCCAAGGGAACUGUUGAUCAGGGACAAUGUGCUGACGGUUCAAAUUACUGCUGCGAGCUCGAGAGUUAAGGUACUUACCUAGCUGUCAGUGAAAACUGGCUGAAGCAAAGUAAGACAUUUCAAUUGUUACAUCUAAUUGUAUGGUAUGCCUGUAUAUAUAUGCGAAAUACAUAAUAUUCCAAUUUGGCGUUUCAUUUUCUGAUAAGACGAUACACAGCCCAUACACUUCAAUUAAAUUCAAACAAAAUUAUAUAUCUAUUAUUUCGUUAUUUUUCAGGUGUUGUAACCUGGCGCAUAGCAACAUUUCGCACUGUUGAAACAUAGUAUUCGGUCACCACAUGCCAAACACAAUUGACAUUAUUGAAUGUAAGCAUUCUACACGUUUAAAUGUCCGCAUCAGUUGUGUAUCUGUCGAGGGAAGUUUUGUUAAGUAAAACAUUUUAAACAA